CGGGGUGGGGGCAACCUCUGGGUCCCGGGCCGCUGGCGGGGCCCGUGGGCCGGGCGGCGCUGAGGCCUGAGGUCCGAGGCCCGAAAGCCGAAGCCUCCCCAUUCCCGGCCCGGGGGCAGCCGCUGGUUGUGGGCCCACAGCCCCGGGCUAGGGCCUCACAGUCCCCCCUCCCCCGGCCUCUCCCCCACGGGCCCCGUCCUCCCCCCUCCCGGCGGGGAGCCGUCACCUGGCGCCGCGGGGACUUCCAUCACUCGGCCGGCGGCGGGGACGGGCGAUACCCGGGGUGGUACCUGACCCGGGGGGUGUACAAGGGAUAUCUGCAGGCUGAGAUGGACAGCGACACACCCAAGAACGACCCUGAUUCCAGCUCACAGUUGGUGCUGGUCACUGGGUUUGGACCAUUCCGAAGAUACCUCCGUAAUCCGAGCUGGGUGGCUGUUCAGGAGCUGAAGGCACUGGGUCUGGGUGAGAAUGUUCAAAUGGAGGUGGCAGAACUGCCAGUGCACUACCAGAGAGCCCGGGAGCUGGUGACCAGGAUGUGGGAGACCCUCCGGCCACAGCUGGCGGUCCACGUUGGAGUAGCAACAGCAUCGAAGACUGUAAUUCUCGAACAAUGCGCCAAGAAUCACGGAUACGUGGACGGCGACAUCUGUGGCCUCACUCCGGAGGGGGGCUGCUGCAUCAAGGGGGGGCCGGAGGAGAUCGAGUCACUCAUCAACAUGAGGGCCAUCUGCAAAAAAUUACCUGCAACGGACGUCGCAGUCAUCCAUUCGAGAAACGCGGGGAGGUUCCUGUGCGAUUUUGCCUAUUACACUUCUCUGUACCACGGCAACAGAAGAGCCUGCUUCAUUCAUAUCCCUGCACCAAGCACGGGUUGGGGAGCCAAGACUCUGGGCAAGAUCCUGCAGCUGAUCAUACGGGAGAUGCUGGAACAGCUGGAGACAGAAGUGUACUAACAGCAGCUUCACAGAGCAUUGCCAAGAGUGUCUACAGACUUACAAGUGAAGGAGAGGAGGGCCAACUCACAUUUCUGUAGCACCUUUCACCUCCCCUUCCAAUUGUCCCUAAAUGCCCCAGAGCCACUGACACGCCAUUGAAGUUGUCCACUGUUGUAAUGUAGGAAAUGAGGCAGCCAAAGUGCACAGCAAGCUCCCACAAACAGCAAUAACAGGACAACCUGUUCUAGUGACCUUUGUUGAGGAUUAAGUAUCGGCUGCAAAACACCAAGUCAGAGAAUGCUGGAACACUCAGCAGGUCAGGCAGCGUCUGUGGAGUGAAAUGCUCCAAGUUGCUGAGCUUUUGGUUUAUAUUGAAGAUUUCUAGCACCUGCAGCAUUUUGCUGUUGUCCUGGGAAGGUCCCCUGCUCCUCUUCAAAACAGCCUUGGGAUCUUCCACAUGUAAGGGCAGACGAGACCUUGGUUAUGUCUUGUCUGUAAGGUGGCUGCUCUAUCUGCACCACUUUUGAGGAGCAGCCUGGAUUUUUGUGCUCCCAACACUGGCUGCUAGUUGUACUGGUUGCACUGUUGAAGGAGUGACUGCGUUUUAUGCAGCUUGCUGGACUGUUACUCACCUUGUCACAUGCAACUUUGAGAUGAUAAAAUGCCUUAAAUUAUCUGAAUCAUGUUUGAGUCACUAAGUGCACAACGAAAGUGCUGAAA
Messenger RNA from Pristis pectinata (smalltooth sawfish), 1658 nucleotides. RefSeq names its product pyroglutamyl-peptidase I like (gene pgpep1l). Lineage: Eukaryota; Metazoa; Chordata; Chondrichthyes; Rhinopristiformes; Pristidae. Gene Ontology annotation, biological process: proteolysis. The transcript has 6 exons. The record is from RefSeq and is a predicted model, not a curated record. Bases 330 to 956 code for a protein of 208 amino acids. Gene Ontology annotation, cellular component: cytosol. Gene Ontology annotation, molecular function: pyroglutamyl-peptidase activity.